Molecule: messenger RNA, 2695 nt
Organism: Nannospalax galili (Upper Galilee mountains blind mole rat)
Lineage: Eukaryota; Metazoa; Chordata; Mammalia; Rodentia; Spalacidae
Gene: Pacs2
Product: phosphofurin acidic cluster sorting protein 2
Exons: 24
Coding region: 72-2582 (836 amino acids)
Biological process (GO): protein localization to plasma membrane
Molecular function (GO): transmembrane transporter binding
Source: RefSeq, a predicted model, not a curated record
CUGUGCCUUGCAGGUUGUGCACCCUGACCCUGAAGAAGCUUGCAGUGCUCCGGGAACUGGAGAAGGAGCUCAUGUCUGUAGUGAUUGCUGUCAAGAUGCAGGGCUCCAAACGUGUCCUGAGGUCGCAUGAGAUUGUGCUGCCCCCUAGUGGACAAGUGGAAACUGACCUGGCCCUGACCUUCUCUCUGCAGUACCCCCACUUCCUGAAGAGAGAAGGUAACAAGCUACAGAUCAUGCUGCAGCGCAGAAAGCGGUACAAGAACCGAACCAUCCUGGGCUACAAAACUCUGGCUGCAGGCUCCAUCAACAUGGCUGAGGUGAUGCAGCACCCCUCUGAGGGUGGCCAGGUGCUAAGCCUCUGCAGCAACAUCAAAGAGGCCUCCGUCAAGGUGGCCGAGAUCUGGAUCGUCUCCUUGUCCAGUCAGCCCAUUGACCACGAGGACAGCACCAUGCAGGCUGGCCCCAAGGCAAAGUCCACAGAUAACUACUCUGAGGAGGAGUACGAGAGCUUUUCCUCAGAGCAGGAAGCCAGCGACGAUGCUGUGCAAGGACAGGAUCUUGAUGAGGACGACUUUGAUGUGGGGAAACCCAAGAAGCAGCGGCGCUCGAUACAACAGAACUUCAAACAGAAGGUGGUGGCACUGCUGCGCAGAUUUAAAGUGUCAGAGGAGGUUCUAGACUCAGAGCAGGACCCUGCAGAACAUGUCCCGGAGGUGGAAGAGGACCUGGAUCUUCUGUACGACACGCUGGAUGUGGAGAACCCCAGUGACAGUGGCCCCGACAUGGAUGAUGAUGACAGUGUCCUUAGUACCCCCAAGCCUAAGCUCAGGCCAUACUUCGAAGGCCUGUCACACUCCAGCUCACAGACAGAGAUAGGGAGUAUCCACAGUGCUCGGAGCCACAGGGAGCCUCCAAGCCCGGCUGAUGUACCGGAGAAGAUGAGAUCCCUGGGAGGCAGGCAGCCAAGUGACAGCAUCUCUGACACGGUGGCCCUCAGUGCAACAGCCCCCCGGGAGCCACUGGGGCAACCUGAGGACAGCCCAGAGGCUGAGACCUCCAUCCUGGAUGUGUUCACUGAGAGGCUGCCACCCAGUGGGAGGAUCACAAAGACGGAGUCGCUUGUCAUCCCCUCUACCAGCAGAUCAGAGACAAAGCCAGCCGGCCGCCGGGGCCGAAGCACAUCCCUGAAGGAACGACAGCCAGCUCGACCUCAGAAUGAGCGGGCCAACAGCCUGGACAAUGAGCGCUGCCCAGACACACGGAGCCAGCUGCAGAUUCCCAGGAAGACCGUGUACGACCAGCUGAACCACAUCCUCAUCUCUGACGACCAGCUCCCUGAGAACAUCAUCCUCGUCAACACCUCUGACUGGCAGGGACAGUUCCUCUCAGACGUACUACAGAGACACACACUCCCCGUGGUAUGCACAUGCUCUGCUGCUGAUGUUCAGGCAGCCUUCAGCACCAUUGUCUCUCGGAUACAGAGAUACUGCAACUGCAAUUCUCAACCCCCGACCCCUGUGAAGAUUGCUGUGGCGGGAGCACAGCAUUACCUCAGCGCCAUCCUGCGACUCUUCGUGGAGCAGCUGUCCCACAAGACACCUGACUGGCUCGGCUACAUGCGCUUCCUCAUCAUCCCACUGGGCUCCCACCCUGUGGCCAGAUACCUCGGCUCUGUGGACUACCGCUACAACAACUUCUUCCAGGACCUGGCCUGGAGAGACCUGUUCAACAAGCUGGAAGCCCAGAGCACUGUGCAGGACACGCCAGACAUUGUAUCUCGCAUCACCCAGUACAUCUCGGGGGCCAACUGUGCUCACCAGCUCCCCAUCGCAGAGGCCAUGCUGACCUACAAGCAGAAGAGGAAAAAGCACUUUCACUUUGACUUUACUUUGAGCCCUGAUGAAGAAUCCUCUCAGAGGUUCAUUCCCUUUGUUGGGGUUGUGAAGGUUGGAAUUGUGGAACCAUCCUCAGCCACAUCAGGUGAUUCGGAUGAUGCAGCCCCUUCAGGCUCCAGCGUGCUCUCAUCUACACCACCCUCUGCUUCUACAUCUCCUGCAGCCAAGGAGGCUUCACCCACCCCACCCUCUUCCCCUUCAGUGAGUGGAGGCCUGUCUUCCCCCAGCCAGGGGAUCGGUGCCGAGCUCAUGGGGCUGCAGGUGGACUACUGGACAGCCGUACAGCCCACGGACAGGAAGAGAGAUGCCGAGAAGAAGGACCUCCCCACCACCAAAAACACGCUCAAGUGCACUUUCCGGUCCCUCCAGGUCAGCAGGCUGCCCAGCAGUGGCGAGGCUGCACCCACACCCACCAUGUCCAUGACCGUGGUCACCAAGGAGAAGAACAAGAAGGUGAUGUUUUUGCCCAAGAAAACAAAGGACAAGGACGUGGAGUCUAAAAGCCAGUGCAUUGAGGGCAUCAGCCGCCUGAUCUGCACAGCCAAGCACCAACAGAACAUGCUUCGGGUCCUCAUCGACGGCGUGGAGUGCAGCGACGUCAAGUUCUUCCAGCUGGCUGCCCAGUGGUCCUCCCAUGUGAAGCACUUCCCCAUCUGCAUCUUUGGACACUCCAAGGCCACCUUCUAAAACCCCAUCCACGGAGGGGCUGACGCAGGACAGUGGAGGGGCCUGUCCUGCCUUGUGUCGGCCACUGAUGGAGGGGAAGCUGUGUUUUUGUUAACACUUGGUUACUACAGAGA